AUGGGACUUUGCAUUCUCAUUUCUUGUUUUUGCUAUCUCAGAUACUAUGCAUUUGAAGUUGAACAAGCAAAGACGUACCUGUUACGAAUCAUCAAAGCUGCACUCAAUGAUGAGCUGUUCUUUGCCAUUGCUGGCCACAACUUGACAGUGAUAGAAAUUGAUGCAGUCUAUAUCAAACCAUUUGCAUCUCAAGUGAUACUAAUUGCACCAGGACAGACAACGAAUGUUCUCGUUCAAGCCAACCAAGUGCCUGGAAGAUAUUUCAUGGCUGCCAGGCCAUUCAUGGAUGCACCCGUUUCCGUUGACAACAAAACUGCCACUGCAAUACUACAAAACAAAGGCAUUCCAAAUUCUGUACAGCCAGCCCUUGCUCAACUUCCAGCACUAAAUAACACAGCUUUCGCAUUGAACUACCAUGCCAGGCUAAGAAGUCUAAACUCAGCACAGUAUCCCGCAAAUGUACCUCUUAAAGUUGAUCGACAUCUUUUUUACACGAUCGGUUUAGGAAUCAACCCCUGCACAACUUGCCUGAAUGGAACACAGCUCACUGCUUCUUUAAACAACAUCACAUUUGUGAUGCCCCAAAUUGGGCUACUUCAGGCUCAUUAUUUAAACACCAAGGGGGUAUUUACCACGGACUUCCCAGACCGCCCUCCAAUACCUUUCAACUACACCUGUGCACCACUCACCGCCAACCUUGCCACCAAACUAGGCACUCGGCUUAACAAGAUUGCCUUCAAUUCAACAGUGGAACUGGUGCUACAAGACACUAAUCUUCUCACUGUGGAGUCUCAUGCAUUCCACCUCCAAGGUUACAAUUUCUUUGUUGUUGGGACUGGAAUUGGGAACUUCGACCCCAAAAAGGAUCCGGCAAAGUUUAACCGGGUGGAUCCUCAUGAAAGAAAUACAGUUGGUGUUCCCACCGGUGAUUGGACUGCCAUAAGGUUCAGGGCUGAUAAUCCAGGUGUGUGGUUCAUGCACUGUCACUUGGAGCUCCAUACUAGCUGGGGUUUGAAGACUGCUUUUGUGGUAGAAAAUGGGAAGGACUCGGAUCACUCUGUUUUUGCCUCCACCUAA
This is a messenger RNA of Prunus armeniaca (apricot), 1077 nucleotides long. The record is from the annotation of a GenBank genome assembly. Lineage: Eukaryota; Viridiplantae; Streptophyta; Magnoliopsida; Rosales; Rosaceae.